Molecule: messenger RNA, 3654 nt
Organism: Ricinus communis (castor bean)
Lineage: Eukaryota; Viridiplantae; Streptophyta; Magnoliopsida; Malpighiales; Euphorbiaceae
Product: GMP synthase [glutamine-hydrolyzing]-like
Exons: 8
Coding region: 388-1941 (517 amino acids)
Biological process (GO): GMP biosynthetic process
Cellular component (GO): cytosol
Molecular function (GO): ATP binding; GMP synthase (glutamine-hydrolyzing) activity; GMP synthase activity
Source: RefSeq, a predicted model, not a curated record
ACAAACCCUAAUUCUAUUUUCAUCUAAACCUCACAACCUCCAUCCUCUCAAGCCCUCGGUCCUUUCAAGCCUCUUUGCAAUCACCAAAACUUGCUGCCGUCGCCGUCUCCCUUGCUGCAGUCGUCGUCACCCUUGCUGCAGUCGUCGUCACCCUUGCUGCAGUCUCCGUCGUCACCCUUGCUGCAGUCGCCGUCGCCCUUGCUGCAUUCGUCUCCUCUCUCGCAGCAGUCGGCUUCCCCCUCGCCGGUCAUCAGCUGUAUCAAUCUAGAAGAACGCUGAGAUCAAAUUGUUAGUGCUAACUUCCUAUUUAUAAUUAGCAAAAAGCCCAAAAUUCCCUUUUUCCCUCAUAAUUCCUGAUUUUCUUAAAAACCGUAGUCAUCAAUUGCCAUGGAUCCUCAAGUAGUGAAAUCAGACCUAGUUCUUAUUCUUGAUUAUGGUUCUCAAUACACACAUUUAAUAACUCGCAGAAUUCGCUCUCUAAACAUAUUCUCUUUGUGCAUCUCGGGCACUUCUCCUUUAGAUGCCAUUACUGCACUCAACCCAAAAGUUGUAAUCCUCUCUGGAGGACCCCAUUCAGUCCAUUCUGCUAAUUCACCCACUUUUCCAUCUGGAUUUGUUGAGUGGGCGCAGUCGAGUGGUUGUUUUGUACUUGGAAUUUGUUAUGGGUUGCAAUUGAUUGUGCAAAAAUUGGGCGGGAAAGUUAGUCCUGGGGAAAAACAGGAAUAUGGGAGGAUGGAAAUUGAAGUAGGGAUGAAUUUGGGUAUUUAUGGGAAUAAAAAUGUUGGGGAUAAACAAGUGGUUUGGAUGAGCCAUGGAGAUGAGGCUGCGCAAUUGCCCAAGGGGUUUGAAGUUGUGGCUAUAAGUCAACAAGGGGCUGUUGCUGCCGUGGAGAAUCGGGAGAAGAGGUUUUAUGGAUUGCAAUAUCACCCUGAGGUGACUCAUUCACCAGAGGGUAUGGACACAUUACGCUAUUUCCUCUUUGAUGUUUGUGGAGUUUGUGCAAAUUGGAGCAUGGAAAAUGUGGUGGACGAAGAAAUUAAGAUGGUCAAAGGCACUGUGGGGCCUGAAGAUCACGUCAUAUGUGCUUUAUCAGGGGGUGUGGAUUCCACUGUUGCUGCAACUCUUGUUCAUAAGGCAAUUGGGGAUAGGCUUCAUUGUGUUUUUGUUGACAAUGGAUUAUUAAGGUAUAUGGAGAGAGAGCGUGUGAUGGAAACUUUUGAAAGGGAUUUGCAUUUACCUGUUACUUGUGUGGAUGCUUCAGAACAAUUUCUUAGUAAGUUGAAGGGUGUGGUAGAUCCUGAGAUGAAAAGGAAGAUCAUUGGAAAAGAGUUCAUUAGCAUUUUUGAUGCUUUUGCCCAUGAUUUGGAGCAAAAAUUGGGAAAGAAACCUGCUUACCUGGUCCAAGGAACCUUGUAUCCAGAUGUGAUUGAAUCCUGUCCACCUCCUGGAUCUGGAAGAACUCACUCACACACUAUCAAAAGCCACCAUAAUGUUGGAGGGCUUCCAAAAGACAUGAAACUGAAGCUCAUUGAACCACUUAAACUUCUAUUUAAGGAUGAGGUUCGUCAACUAGGAAGAAUCUUAUAUGUUCCCGAGGGAUUUUUGAAGCGGCACCCAUUCCCUGGACCUGGUCUUGCAGUACGUGUAUUGGGUGAUGUAACUGAAGGCAAUGCUUUAGAUAUUCUCCGCCAGGUUGAUGAGAUUUUCAUCCAAUCCAUAAAGGAUGCUGGGCUUUAUGAUACAAUCUGGCAAGCUUUUGCUGUGUUUUUGCCUGUAAGAUCAGUUGGUGUUCAAGGUGAUCAAAGAACACAUUCUCAUGUGGUUGCUUUAAGAGCUGUUACAAGUCAAGAUGGAAUGACUGCGGAUUGGAAGCUGCAAGUGUCUGGACUAGGUUUCUGCUCUACUGCUAAGAGUUCUUUUGAUAAAGGCAGUGGUCAAUAAAAAUUUAAAUUCAGUGAGAUAUUACAGGAGUGUGGAAACAAGAUGAUGGGAGUAAUCAAAGAGGAUCAUAAAGGUUGUAUUACUGAGUUUGGGAGUUGGUUAUGACAGGAAGUUCUAUCGAUCAGAAUUCCGCCAUUGUCAUGGUUAUUUGAGGAUUGUAAAUUAUUUGCUAUCGAAUGUGCAAUAAAAGGGAGGUUGAAGGACUUUGAAUGCAACAAUGGUAUGAGUGACAUAGCGGUACUUAUGCACGAUAAGGUCUGGAGCCUAGAAAUGAGAUCAAAGCAAGGUAGUUAUAUACCCAUGCGAGAAUGCUCUUGUAGUCAAUAUUGGAAAUUUGAUGCCGGCUAGGAACAACCGGCGGUUAAGUCUCUUGCUUUCUUUUGCUGCUUUGAGGAUGAGAAAGUGAUCUCAGCACCAGUUAACAUUGGUAAGAGUAGGAGACUUGAGGAUGUACAAGCCAUUUGUAUCCUUGGAUUAUUUGAAGUUUAGAGAUAAUAAUGAGGAAGAUAAGUUUGAUAAAUUGGAUACGUUGAAUGAAUUUGCAGGCUUGCCACUUCAAAUGCAUAUCAGAUAAUAAUUUUGAACGCUGUAAGCUGUUCUAGGUGAAAUACAUUUCAUUUUGUACCCUGGUUAACUAUGAAUUUCUUUAGCAUUUUCCAUCUGAUGUCCUUGAAAGCUGAACAGAUAAAAGGAUUUAGAUUUGACAAACAUGGCUGCUUUCCUCUGUCAAAAGAAAAGAUGUCAUUUUUCCCCUUCUCUUUGUAUCAUGUGGGUUUGCUCUUUAACGUAUCACUGAAAUUGAAGCAAAUUUUGUAAGGCAUGAAUCGUAUAAUGGUAUUCGCAUGCAUACUCAUCAUCAUUAGCUAGGUUGUUAAAUUUCACUUGAAACUUGCAAGGUAGCACUUUUUUUUUUUUCAUUUUUAGAAUACAGAAUUGAAUUCCUAUGCUCUCUAAAUGCUGAACCUCCAUUUCCUGCUUAGAACCAAGCAAGCUGGCAGUUUUCCACAUAACCUUUUUGUGCAGAUAAAUUUCAAUGCAGCUGCAGCGUAUGCGGUCUGUUCUGUUACGUCGUUUUAAGCCAUGUAAGAGGGUUGCAGAUAUUGGUGAUCCACAAUCUUGGAGGCGUUAGCACUGAGAAAAUUGAAACUAUUUAGCUGAAGCAUACGAAAAUGCUGCACCAGCUGUAGGAAUUGAAAAUAUUGUUGAAGAUGUUAGCAGAAAAUGGAAUUGGGUAGUUUCUGAUGAGCUCAAAUGUUCAAGUCCAAGUGGAAGUGGCUUCGUGGUAUCAUCAGACUGUGAUUGGCUCUUCACUUCAAUUACUUCUUGAAUCAAGUGUUUCGUUAUUCUUGCACAUCAUUUGAAUCUGAGGAUUCUAUUUUUGAUCUUCCAUCUUUUUCUUUUUCCUCUUGAAACCAGAUAGAUAGAUAUCCUUAGAUCUCCUGCUAGAACAACUUAAAUUACAGCAUCUGCUUGAUAUGAAGCUCUAGAUGUCAUCCCUAUCUUCCUCCUCUGCAAGAAGCUCCUCCAACUAGAGAUGCCACUUGGGCUGUUAACAGAAUCUUCUUCCCGGCAAAUUAUGCCAACAUAACGAGAACGGAGAUCCAAUCUCUUCCAAAGAAUGGACAUUUUGCACAAAUAACAGCAAUAGUAAAUUAUCUUUCUUGAUGUAGGUACAAGAAACCUAUCCUCAAUCAGAUAACCUAAUUUCUAUGA